Molecule: messenger RNA, 2021 nt
Organism: Hibiscus syriacus
Lineage: Eukaryota; Viridiplantae; Streptophyta; Magnoliopsida; Malvales; Malvaceae
Product: cyclin-T1-3-like
Exons: 6
Coding region: 154-1125 (323 amino acids)
Biological process (GO): positive regulation of DNA-templated transcription, elongation; regulation of transcription by RNA polymerase II
Cellular component (GO): cyclin/CDK positive transcription elongation factor complex; nucleus
Molecular function (GO): cyclin-dependent protein serine/threonine kinase activator activity
Source: RefSeq, a predicted model, not a curated record
UUUCCCCUUCUUUUUGAAUAUAUGACCACCUCCUUUCUCAUCAAUUCCCUUCCUCCUCUUCAAAACCCUAUCCCAUCUGAUUUUGGGAUCUCAAUCACGGAUAAUACAUCUCUUCUAUUUAAAUUCAGGUUUACUUCAAAAAAGAAAUAAGGAAUGUCUUUCACAUGGAAUUGUCGCAUGCAAGGGGGCGUUUUUCAGGAUGAUUACCGGAAUGCAUUCAAUAGAAAUAAUUACAGUAGUUACAGUUCCGAUAACUACAGAAACAGAAAUGGGAAAUGGAGUAGCGACAGGAUUUUUAACCAUACCCAAGAGUUAUUUGGGCAGUUUGGGGAACAUAAUAAAGGUUAUCAGCAUGCACAACCACAUUAUGCUUCUUCUUUGAAAAGAAGAAAGUUUUCUGGUGCUACUUGGGGAGAUAGUGGUAGAAACCACCUGUCAUAUAGCAUGCAUUGGCCUGCUGCUCCAUUGGAAUCCAGCAAUUUCAUUCCUCCUCCUCCUCUAAGAUCAAAUGCUGAAGCCUCUACAUCUGUCAACAAUAAACGUGAUAGGUCACAGUUGGAGGAUGAUGAAUCUGUCUUCAUGUCUAAGGAUGAGAUAGAGAGAUGUUCACCUUCAAGAAGAGAUGGUAUUGAUGCACAUAGUGAAACACAUCUGCGCUAUUCUUAUUGUGCCUUCCUUCAGAACCUUGGUUUGCAGCUAGAGUUGCCACAAACUACCAUUGGCACUGCCAUGGUACUGUGCCAUCGGUUUUUUGUUCGAAGAUCACAUGCUUGCCAUGAUAGAUAUUUGAUUGCUACUGCUGCUCUUUUCCUUGCUGCAAAGUCUGAGGAGACGCCUCGCCCUUUGAACAAUGUGUUGAGAACUUCUUGUGAAAUAUUCCAUAAACAGGAUAUUACAUUCUUAUCCUACCUGCUCCCAGUUGAUUGGUUUGAGCAGUAUCGGGAACGGGUGAUUGAGGCAGAGCAAAUGAUUCUGACUACCUUAAAUUUUGAACUUAGCGUGCAUCAUCCGUAUGAUCCUCUUACAUCGAUUCUUAACAAACUAGGCCUUUCACAAACUGUCUUGGUGAACCUGGCAUUGAACUUGGUGCAAUAUGUUUGUAAUGAUAAGUUCAGUUUGUUUUAGAAGUAAAACUGACUGCUGCAUUUGAACUUCACCUUGAUGUGAUACACAAUGGUUUUGUUACAUGUGCAAUGAUUAUGAUCCUUCUGCCUUUUCAGGUACCAAUUUGGUUUAGUUAUUUUGUUGUGAUGUUUGAACUAUUCCAGAGUAAUCUAAUAAUAAUGCUCAUAUUAUGGGAUGUGUUCUUGUGGCUAUGAUUGAGUAGCUGAUUUAUGCACUUGAAGUAAUGGGUGUUCCAAUCCCUUCAAUCAGCUGGUUUUAUGGGGUUUUGGAUUUAAAGGGAUUUUGGGUGGGGUGUGUCCAAUGGAGUCCAUAUGAACUGGUUCCAAAAAAUUGAGUUGGGGUGUAAAGAAGGUUAUGCAGGUUAUCUUCUUCCAUAUUGUCCAAAAAUGUGUUCUGUCCAUAAUUCUCUUCUUUCCCUCAGCUACUCUACAAAGUUAUUCCAGUAUGGCAUAUUGAUUCUUUUGGCAUGUCAUAUAAUUGCAGGGUCAUUACAAGAUUAGCAUGCACAACUGUAUGAUAUUGUUAGCUGGCGGGUUGAUGUGCUGUUCUUGGAAAGUUUUGUUUUUACAUCUGAAGUUGAAUUGCUGAUUUUCACCCUGUCAACAUGGUCAUGGCUGUGAAAGCCACAUGACCUACGGAAACAAGUCUUAUUAUUUUACUUUUUAACCCAACUUUGUUUUUAUAGUUUCAGUUGAUUAGAAACCACUCGUCUGGAGUCUAUACAAACUUUGAUGUUGUGAAAUCUGGCUGCCUCCCCGUGUCCAUUAUCACCUGCAGAAAAAUUGACUUGGAUGAGUCAGUAGUGGGUUCUUUCCUCCUUUUAAAAUGCUUAUCCGCUGAUGAUUUCCUAGUUGUGAAAUCAUGGUUUGUUAUAAUCACCCUACCUUCUCCCCCUU